AUGAGCAAGAAGAAGCUGUCCAAUGCCGAGCUGAUCAAUGAGGGUAAGGGUAAGCAUGGGUGCAAACCGGGCCAGCCCGGGCCGCAGGCCCGGGCUGGCCCGGUUUUGAAAUUUUUUUUUUUUUUUUAAAGAAAUUUUUAUACUAGGUUGGAAAGAAAGAAAGCGCGAAAUGAAAGGAAAAUUAUGGCAAAUUUUCGCAAAAUGUAAAAAAAUUGGCAAAACCUAGGUACAUAAGGUCACUUACGUUCGCUAUCACAGUGUGUUCGAAAAAAUGAAAAAUUCUAUCGAAAAAGCGUAUUUUUUCCUUUUUUCCAGGCAAAGUUCAGAUUUCAAAAAAACCGGGCCGGGCCGGGCCUUAAAAUCGAAGCCCGGAGUUGGGCCGAGAAAUUAGUCGGCCCGGGCCGGAAAGUUUUGCAAAGCCCGGCCCGGAGCCAUGCCUAGGUAAGGGAGGGAAAAUUACCAGGGAGUUGCGUUACUAGUCUGUUCGCAAAGUGGGGCGAUUUCUGCGACAUGCGCUGUGGGAAAACAAGUUCUCUCUGCACUGUGAAAAUUUGUUGUUUUUUUGCACCGUGCAAUAGGCUUUUUUGGCUGUCGCUCGCACCCUGGACUAGCAUACGAAAUUUUUUGUCCAGGAUAAGGUUGUUGGUUGCCUUUGCUUCCUGUUGCUUCGGAGGAUCGGAGCAAGUCGGUGAAAGCACCGUAGCCAAUGGUUUUCUGCCAUCUUUAAGCACUUCUCAUCGAAAAAAUCAAGUCAUCACUUUGACUGUACUACUUAAGACAAACAAGUGAAGAUUAUGAAAAAUGAAUUGGAUUUUCUCAAUCAGCCCAUAAACGGAAAAAAUUUUAGGUUCCCAUUAUCAGUCUGUCGGAGAAAUAAUGAUCUGCGCCAAUCGCUUCGCUGAAGUGAAAAGCAAUUUGAUUUUGCCGCGACAAAAUUCAUUUUCUCGGCGAUGCGAUUUUCGAUGCGACAAAGUACUCAUUAUUUUCCCGACUGACUAUAAAUUUUCACAGCUGCUUUUCAUUUUGUUCAGCUUCCACGUCAGACAAUGCCAAUCCCUCAAACUACAGGAAGCCAGCCGAAUCCUGGGCCGAGAUCUGGAAGGAAUGGCCGAAGUGCACCUUCUGCAUAUUGUCCAAUGAGUUUUGCGAACGUUUCUCCUACUAUGGAAUGCGAACCGUCUUGACGUUAUACUUUCUGAACGUUCUUCAGUUCACGGAUCGAACUGCUACAAUUUGCUUUCAAAGUUUCGUCAUCGCCUGCUAUUUCCUGCCACUGUUUGGUUCGGUGCUGGCCGAUGGGUACAUCGGGAAGUUUUGGUAGGUUUGGGAGGAAAGAAUGAUAAAAAAUACUUAUUAGGGAAGUGUACAAGCCAUGGAAAGCUUGUAAACUUCCCUAGUUAGGGAAAAGGGGUGAAAAUUUUUGUUUGUAAUAGUAAUAAUUGAAGAGUUUUGUUUUACGGAAGUUCAUUUUGGCCUGAAAGUGACUUUUGAGCCAUUGAAAUUGGCUGCACGCAAGUUUCGUGGUGCAUGUGUCAAAAACAUUAACAGGGGAAGUACUCCAAGUGCGACGCUCAGAUUUUCUUUAAAUUUUGCACACACGUCGGGUAUGGACUAAAUCUCAAUUCCUGAAAGUUUUAGCUCGCGCUUUGCGGGCGCCGCCGAGAUAUCGCACGAUUUAUGCCGCCGAGAGAGCACGCUAAACGUGGAGAGCGGUCAGAGAGAAAAGCGCUUUUUGGCCAUAACUUUGGCAGUUUCGUGCGGAAAAAUUUGAUUUUUUGUGGAAACAUUAUCCUUUACGGUAGAAAUAGGCAUGAAAUUUUUCGAGGCGAAAUUCGGCAAAAAGUCCAAAAUUUUGGCCGACUUUUUAUCUAAAAAUCUCGAUUGUUUGAGAUUUUUAGAUUUAGAAAAAAUUGUUCUAAAUUUGUGCCAAGUUUCAUCAAAAUCUGAGCGUCGCACUUGGAGUACUUCCCCUGGAAAAAAAACAGUUUAGGGCAACUUAUGGUGUGGAUUGAUAAUAAAAUCUAACCGUUUCUUUUUUGAUUUUUUCUUUCUCUGCUUCAACAGUAAGGUAGUAAUUCUUGAAAGCACUUCUCAUCGAAAAAAUCAAAUUAUUAGUUAUUUACUGUACUAUACUUAAGACUAAUGAAGGUUGGGGAAAAUAAAUUGGAUUUUCUAAGUCAGCACGGUUGAUUUCCCUACGCCUUUCAGAUCUCGCUGAGCGUAGAAAAAUUUUUGGUUCCCAUUAAUAUUCUGUCGGGAAAAUAAUGAGCACUCUGUCGCAUCGAAAAUCGCGUCGAAUUAUAAAUUGUGUCGCGGCAAAAUCAACUUGCCUUUCACUGCAGCGACACGGCUAGCUCAGUGAAAUUGUACUCAUUAUUUUUCCGACAGACUGAUAGUCGCCUUUCCCACAUUUUGCCUCAUCCAUUUUUAGGACGAUUGUGAUCCUCUCGCUCCUCUACACCCUUGGCCAGAUAACCCUUGCCGCCGCGUCCGCUUUCACCACCACCUCCUUCUACCAUCCAUGGCUGGACCUGCUCGGUCUCGGAGUGAUCGCGCUGGGGACCGGAGGCAUAAAGCCGUGCGUCUCGCCCUUUGGCGGCGAUCAGUUCGAGCCGCACCAAACCCGGAUGAUAUCGCUCUUCUUCUCCGCCUUCUACUUCAUAAUCAACUGUGGCGCCAUGCUGUCGUCGAUCGUAUCGCCGCUGUUUCGGGCCCACUCCUGCCUCGGCCACGACAGCUGCUACCCGCUGGCGUUCGGCGUGCCGGCGGCGUUGAUGAUCACCGCGACGGCUGUGUUCAUGGUGGGCAGCAAGUGGUACAAGAAGAAUCCACCGAGCUCGAAUAUCUUUUCGGACGUGCUCUUUGUGGUUCGAGUAAGCGGGAAUUUUGAACUUAUCAGGCUGUCGGGAAAAUCGUUGCGGCAGAACUCUCCCCCUUUUCUGAACUUUCCCUCAAUCUGAACUCUUCCCCUUUCAAAUUGAAAAAAAAAAUUCAUCGUAUAAGAUGUCAUACCUAAUUUUUCUCAAUUUGAAAAAAUUUUUCAUCGUAUAAGAUGUCACACCUCGUUCUUUCAAUUUGAAAAAAAAUUCCAUCGUAUAACAUGUCACACCUCGUUUUUUCAAUUUAAAAAAGAUUCCAUCGUAUAACAUGUCACACCUCGUUUUUUCAAUUUUCAAACUGGGGGAGUGUUCAAAAAGGGGGAGAGUUCAGAUUGAGGGAAAGUUCAGAAAAGGGGGAGAGUUCAGGCUCAAUCCGGGAAAAUAAUGAGCACGCUGUCGCAUCGAAAAUCGCAUCGCCGCUGAGAAAAUGAAUUUUGUCGUGGCAAAAUCAAAUUUUCUUUUCAUUGCAGCGGCGCGUUUGGCGCAGUGACGUUUUGCUCGUUAUUUUCCCGACAAACUGAUAGAAGAGCUCGAAAUGAGACGCUCAGAUUUUGAUGUAACUUUUUUUCAAAUUGAGAGUGAUUUUUCUGAUUGUAAGACAUAUGCCAGACUUCUAGUUCGCGAUUUGCGAAAAUAACCGAGAUUUUUAGUCCAGAAGUUGCUCAAAGUGUGACACAUUUUUGCGAAUAUUUGCGAUAAAAAUUUUCACGCCUAUUUCUACCACAGCGUAUAAUGUUCCAACAAAAAACCGUAUUUUAGAUGAUUAAAAAGCUGUUUUCGCUAACCGCUCUCCACAUUUUGCGUACCCUCUCGGCCGCAAAGAUCGUUGAAUAUCUCGACUUCCCCUCCCAAUUUCGAGCUGAAAUUUGUAGGAAUUGAUGUAUAACCCAAGCCUAAUAUGUGUACAAAAUUUCAAGAAAAUCAGCGCGUCCCACUUUGAGUACCUCUCUUUUCAAAUGCCGUCAUCAAAUUUUGAGACGAACAUUUUAUGACUGUCCUGCAUUCAUGUUUACCAUUUCAAUUUACAGAAAGCCCUGCAAAACAAAAAAACGUCGUUGAAAACGCAUUCCCAUUGGGUGGAAUACUCGUUGGAUGAUCAUGAUUGCGACAAGGACGAGGAGUGCAAGAAAUGGAAGAGGAGGGCAGGCUCGACUGAGUCUUGUUUCAGGGUGAGUUCACAUCUUUUAUCAUAUAUAUAACAGUCUGUCGGGAAAAUAAUGUGCAUUCUUCGUUCCUUGGAAUCGGCCGUCAUCGCUUUGCGACGGCUAGCCGCGGCUGGCGAUUUGGUGGCUGGACAAAACCGUAUUAUUUUCCCGACGGGCUGAUAAAACAGAGACCUGAAAGCCCGGCCUAUUUCAAGGUCAAGGUCGGGCCGGCCAGACAUUUUUCAAAGCUUUUCGCAGCCCCAAAAGCCCUGUCUCGGGGUGCCUAAAGCUCCACUCGGCUAAUUAGUGUGUACAUCAGUCUGUCGGGAAAAUAAUGUGGAUUCGUCGCAGAAAAAUGUCUCGCCUCGUCGCAGUCGCGCCCCCAAAUCUACCGUCAUGGUUAGCCGUCGCAAAGCGAUGAUAUAUCCACAUUAUUUUCCCGACAAGCUGAUACCUCUUCUCACUGUUAAAAAACAACAAAUUAAGGCCGCAUUUGUCGCGGAUGUCCGGUCAUUUCUCCGCAUCUUGGUCAUGUUCCUGCCUUUGCCCAUGUUCUUUGCGCUCUACGACCAACAGGGCUCCAAAUGGACCAUUCAGGCGCUCCACAUGGACCUUCGUAUCUUCGGGGAGACAAUAAUUCUUCCGGAUCAGAUGCUCUCACUGAAUGCUGUCCUAAUCUUGAUCUUCAUCCCGUUGUUUCAAGUCAUCAUUUUUCCGGCGGUCGAAAAGGUCGCCAAAGUGACGUACGUUGAUUUUUUCGAAAUUUAGAAGGGAAGUAUCGUGAGUGCGACGCUCAGGUUUCAAAAAAAAUUGCUGACAACUUGGGUUAUAGGUCACAUAUCAAAUCUUGAAAAUUUUAGCUUGCGCUUUGCAACUACAGCCGAGAUAUUCAAGUUUCCGACGAGAGAGUAUGAGAAAUGCGGAGAGCGGUCAGAGAGAGAACACUUUUUGGCCGCAUCUUUGCCAGUUUUGUGCGGAGAAAAUUGAUUUUUGGUGGAAACAUCACACUCUACGGUAGAAAUAGACGUGAAACUUUUCAUGCCAAAAUUCAUAAAAAAAAAUUUGAUUUUUCACCAAAUUUCGACCUCAAAAUCUCGCUCGUUUCUCCAAAGCGCGAGCUAGGAAGCUCGGAUACACCUUUGAAAAAAAGUUUCAUCAAAGUCUGAGCGUCGCAUUUGUAGUAAAUCUCUUGUUAGUGCAACAUAGAAGAGAAAAAGGUAAAGAAAUUUUGCCUAAUUUUUUACAAUAUUGUUAUAUUUUAGACCCUUGAGGAAGAUGGUUUGUGGUGGACUACUUACAGUUGUCGCAUUUUGCAUCGCCGCGGUUGUUCAGAUCAAGAUUAACGUAAGCUAGAGAGAUUAGUGACGGACCUGACAAAAAACGUACCAUUUUGCAUCCGGGAAGUAUCAAGAAAUGUGGCCAAAUGCCUCCCUCUUCAACUAAUCAAACUCCGUUUUGAACUCACAAAAAGAGCGGGUGCGCUUUUGAAAUCGGAGUUUUUGCUUGGAGGUAUUUUGCCACAUUUUUUUGAUACCUCUCGGACGCAAAAUGAUAUGUUUUUUUGUCACUGGCCACUGUAUAUAGGUAGUAUAAUAUGAUUAAAAAAUGAAUUUCCAGGACUCUCUGCCAGAGCGAAUAACCCCCGACACAUCACAUCUCUAUACCGUAAACACACUGAGAAACUGCCAGUUUAUCAUCAAUUCCCACGAGCCCUUCGAAGAUGAGAUAAUGAAAUUUCCAAGCGGUGAACAUACCUUUGAGUUUGGUUAUGUGGGAGAUGGCUGUGUCAAGAACUUGCCAAUAAGCCUUAAAACGACUUUGAAGAGUGGUCAAGGCUAUGGCUUGAUCCUGACGGAACAAGGGGUGCUAUUCACUCCAGUUGAAUUUAGAAAACCAACCGGUGGAAAUGGAGAGUCCGCACAAAGGUAUGUGCCAAAAAUUUUCUGUCAGUCUGUCGGGAAAAUAACGAGGACUCUGUCACUGCACCGAUAGCGUCGCUGAAGUGAAAAGAAAUUUGAUCCUGCCGCGAAGACAAUUCAUUUUCCCCGCGGCGAUGCGAUUUUCGAUGCGAUUGCUCAUUAUUUUCGCGACAGACUGGUUAUAAACAAUUUUGCAAGGGCCGUGUCCUGUUUGUGCAAUGCUCAGAUUUUUUAAAAAUUUAACACAGUUAUUGGGCCUAGGCCGCGUAUGAAUUCCUGAAAAUUUUAGCUGCCGCUUUGCUGGCCCGAACGAGAUAAUUCAACGAUCUUUGCGGCCGACAUAGUACAGCGGUCACACAGCAAAGGUCUUUUUGGCCAUAUCUUUGCCAGUUUUCAAAAAAAAUCUAUUUUCUGUGGAGACAUUAUGUAUAUAAUAUUGUUAAAUUUGUGCCAGCUUUCAUCAAACUCUAAGCGUCGAAGUUGGAGUAUCAGUCCGUCGGGAAAAUAUUGUGGAUUUGACGCAGCAAAAUGUCAGCAUCAGAUUUCGAGUCGCGGCUCUCCGUCGCAAAUCGACGAUGGGCGAUUCCAAGGCGCGACAAAUCCACAUUAUUUUCCCGACAAACUGAUAUAAUAACGAACGACAAUCCUCAUAUCAGUCCGUCGGGAAAAUAAUAAGCCUGUCGACAUUGUGCUUAUUAUUUUCCCGACAGACUGGCAAAAUCUGAAAAAAUUCGAUUACAAAGAAAGAUUUCAGCUUCCUCAUCGCUCUGGCCAACUUUACCUUCUCCGAUAACAUGGCGCUUUGCCGCGUUGAUUCUUCGGCCUCUCCAUGUUCCAAUAAAGACGCUUCGCAUUACAUCGAAUACUCUGGCUACACUUCAUCGCAUACAAACUCGGAUCUGACUGCGCAAAUACCCUACGUUACGAAGAGCGGGCUGUCGGUACAUAAAGCGUCGCUAUUUCGACAAAAAUCGGUUAGAUUGGGGAAAUGGAAGUUGUAUUUUAUUGGCGCCAAGAAUGGACAAGUUUUUUACGAAGAUACCGGAUAUGGGUUCAGAAAUAAGGAUCAAGGAGGGGUCUAUCUGAAGACGAUUGUUGGCGGAACCGGAAUUCAGGAUGUGAGUUUUGGUUGGGAAAUUCUAUUUAUCAGUCUGUCGGGAAAAUAAUGAGCACUCUGUCGCAUCCAAAAUCGCAUCACCGCCGCGAAAAUGAAAUGUGUCGCGGAAAAAUCAAAUUGCUUUCUGCUUCAGCGACGCAAUCGGUGCAGCGACAGAGUGCUAUUAUUUUCCCGACAAGCUGAUAUUGGGAAGCUACCCUAUAGCACGAGGUAAAAAUUAAGUGCUAAAAACAUAUUGUUUGAGAAGUACUGGGCUUGAAACCAACAGCAUUAACGCGUUAUGGCUUAAUUUUCAUCUCGUGCUAUAUAGUACCACUUAGUACUAUACAGUACCAAGCGCUAAAGACGCAUUUUUUGAGAAGUACUGGGCACCAAACUAACAGCAUUAACGUCUGCAUGCAUAAUUUUUAAUUGUACUGUAUAGUAUCAAGCGUUAAUAUGUAGUACCUCUUGCCGCUUCCUGCACUGUGCAAUGUUCGUGAAAAAAUGGAAAAAUUUUUCAAUUUCACAGUGCGGAAAACUUUGCGACAAAAAGUCUACGCACUUUUGAAAAAGUGUAGUAUCAGUUUGUCGGGGAAAUAAUGUGGAUUUGUCGAAGCAAAAUGCCUCGCCUCGCUGCUGUCAUGGACCAAAUCUCCAGCCGCGGCUAGCCGUCGCAAAGUGGCGAUGGACGAUUCCGAGACGAUAUAAAUACACAUUAUUUUCCCGACAGACUGAUGCCAAACUCCCAGAGUUUCAAAAAGAGCCCUAAUUUUUAGGAAGUCCGCGUAAUCUCGAAGCGAUUAAUCCCCGACAACACGGUCUCCAUCCUUUGGCAAUUCCCUCAGAUUGCGGUGUUGACGGCCGGAGAAUGUUUGUUCGCAAUAACUGGCAAUGAAUUUGCCUAUUCUCAGGCGGCGCCCUCGAUGAGAGCGUUGGUCCAAGCGAUCUGGCUGACCACAAGUGCGGCGGGCAAUCUGAUCAUCGUCGUCAUCGAGGUUUUGGACCUAUUUAGCGGUAAUUGAUUCUUUUUUGACCCCUCUGAAACGGUGUACAGACUGCAAAAAAUUGAUCUUAAUAUACAUAUGUAUUUUUCAGACAUGGCAUGGGAGUUCUUCGUGUACGCUGUGAUUAUGUUCAUUGUCAUGAUGAUUUUCGCAGCGCAAUCCGCUUGCUAUGAAUACAACGACUACAGCAAGAGAGCUGUGGGCGACGACUGCCUUGAAUCAAAAGAACUGACUGGAUAG
Messenger RNA from Bursaphelenchus xylophilus (pine wood nematode), 8286 nucleotides. NCBI's taxonomy places the organism in Eukaryota, Metazoa, Nematoda, Chromadorea, Rhabditida, Aphelenchoididae. The record is from the annotation of a GenBank genome assembly.